GGAGCCUCAGUUUUCCUCCCCGUAGAAUGGUUAGGUUAAAUGUGAAAGGUAAAGAUUAAAUGUAAUAAAUACAUGGAGUGCAUUCUCUCGGCCAUAAUUACAGCACACUGAAUGUCCUGAGCUCACUAAAGGGGAACCAUUAAUAUAGCCUAGGUUCAAGAUCCCCACCUGCCUUAGACUAAACUGACUUCCACACUGGAUAGCUGGGCAUGUGUUAUACAAAGUGCUGAGGUCCCAGAAAACUUCAGUGUUAUUGUUCAUAGAUUCCAAAGAAAUAACCUGGAGGACUGGCUGUGAAAGACAUGGGUUUAUUAGGACUUACAUGCGCACCUGUGGUGGUCAACCAGUGAAGAUGAUUGCUAAGUUCCAUCAGCCUGUGCACGGGUAGCACCAGGGGCGGCUGGCUGGUGCUUUAUAGAGUACAGAAAAAUGGAGGGGGAUGUGCCUAUCUGAGAUCAAAACACUAGCUGUUUACAAUUCAGGCUCACAUCUAAAAAAGCUUCUCUUGGGCUGUUCUUAGCCUGAGUUGCUGGCCAGGUUCCCAAGGUCUCACAGUCCGCUUACAGAUGGCCUUCACUAUAUUUCCCAGGGUGGCAGGGGGAGUUGGAACAUGGGGAGGGGCCCAUAUUCCCAUUUGCCAUAUGGCAAGUUAGACAUUUUUGUAGAAAGUUUGGCCCAGCACCAGGCCUGAGGGAGAUCGGUAAGAUAGCCUCAAUUACUAAGGCAAGUGAGAAACUGCUGGGCUCUGGAGAGGGGCAAACCUCAGAAUAAAAUGUGGCAACCUCAGUAUGGCCCAGGAUCACCUGCACCAACCUGGGGAAAUGCAGACACAUCCGACACGAACUCAAAUGUGUGCACUUCAGUGAGGGGAAACAGUAUAAACAAGGAAGCAGUGACAUGUCCCGUAGAGAGACAGCGGGAGGGGAGAGGACACGGGGAGAUGGUCGCGAUCUCACAGUAGGUGCCCUGGGAAGAUAAUGCUUGAACAAAGCGUGGAUACGAGGAGCCUGGCGGAGGAAGGUACGAGUGUUGUGCUGUCACUGCCUGGCUCAAAGGCUCCCAGGUGCUGUUUUUAUCGGUAUGAUUCACUUCCGUUCCACGAAGCCCCUGCAGUGUAACCGCAUGUUUCUAGCUGCGGAAGGAGAGAGGCGUUCGAGUCGCCGCCCCAGACAACCCGGAAAAGGGCUUUGCUUUUCUAAUCGGUGCGGUGUCACCCCGGGGCGCGGUUUUCAAACCAGAGCCGGCUGGCCUGCGUCGACACCACCGAGGUGCAGGAACCGCCCUGACCGGUUUGGUUCAGUGGAUGGAGCGUCGGCCUGCGGACUGAAGGGUCCCAGGUUCGAUUCUGAUCAAGGGCAUGUACCUUGGUUGCGGGCACAUCCCCAGUAGGGGGUGUGCAGGAGGCAGCUGAUUGAUGUUUCUCUCCCAUCGAUGUUUCUAUUCCUCUCCCUUCCUCUGUAAAAAAAUCAAUAGAAUAUAUUUUAAAAAUAAAAAUAAAAAUAAAAAACGCAGGAACCAGAAGUCUGCAUGUUCCAGGCCUACGCAGCUCCAGAGCGAGACCCCCGGGCAGGAGGGGGCGAGGAGCGUGUCAGCAUCCAGCCAGUUUCACGAGUGCCGCUCACUUCCGGCCUGCGCCUUGACGUCAUCAGGCAGAGCCGAAAGUGCCCUCGCGCUGCCUAGGAGACAGGACGCGGGGGCCUGCGGCUGACAGGGCACAACCGGCCGCGCCCACUCGGUCGCCAUGGAGCUGCCCCCAGGGCCGCGCGACCAUCCCAACGCCUGGGACGAUGACUCGGACCCGGAGCCGGAGCCUGACCCAGACGCGCAGGCCGAGGCUUACGUGGCCCGCGUGCUCAGCCCACCGAAACUCGGACUGGCGCCCCCGCGCGCACCUCCGCUGUCCGCGUCCGCCCGGUCCCCGGGCGCCCUGGAGCCGCGGGCCGCGUCCAAGAGCCGCGCCGUGGGGGUCCCGGGCCUGCUGAGCCUGCCCCCGGAGCUGCUGCUCGAGAUUUGCGCCUACCUGGACGCGCGCCUCGUGCUCCACGUCCUGCCGCGCGUGUGCCACGCGCUGCGCGACCUUGUGCGUGACCAUGUCACCUGGAGGAUCCGCGCGCAGCGCCGCGUACGCGCACCCUAUCCAGUGGUGGAAGAGGAGGACUUUGACUGGCCGGCGGCCUGCAUUGAGCUGGAGCAGCACCUGUCACGCUGGGCGGAGGAUGGGCGCUGGGCCGAGUACUUCUGCCUGGCUGAUGGGCACUUUGCUUCCAUUGACUCAGUGCUGCUGUUCCAGGGUGGGACACUCUGUCUGUCCGGCUCCCGAGACCGCAAUGUCAACCUGUGGGACCUGCGGCAGCUUGGGGUAGAACCCAGCCGGGUUCUGGUCAAGGCCCUUGGCACCCAGAGCAGCACCCACAAGGGUUGGGUGUGGUCGCUGGCAGCGCUGGACCACCGAGUGUGCUCCGGUUCCUGGGACAGCACGGUGAAGCUCUGGGACAUGGCAGCUGACGGGCAGCAGUUUGGCGAGAUAAAGGGCAAGGCAGCUGUGCUGUGCCUUUCCUACCAGCCUGACAUCCUGGUGACCGGCACCUACGACAAGAAGGUGACAGUCUACGACCCCAGAGUCGGCCCAGCCCUGCUGAAGAGCCGGCGGCUGCACUCCAGCGCGGUGCUGGCGUUGCUGGCGGAUGACCGGCACAUCAUCUCAGGCAGUGAGGACCACACGCUCGUUGUGUUCGACCGCCGGGCCAACAGUGUCCUGCAGCGGCUUCAGCUGGACUCCUAUCUGCUCUGCAUGUCCUACCAAGAGCCCCAGCUCUGGGCUGGUGACAACCAGGGUCUGCUGCACGUCUUCGCCAACCGGGACGGCUGCUUCCAACUUGUCCGGUCCUUUGAUGUGGGCCACAGGUCUCAGAUCACAGGGAUCAAACACUCGCUGGGGGCCUUGUACACCACGUCCACUGACAAGACCAUCCGGGUACACGUGCCCACAGACCCACCACGGACCAUCUGCACCCGAAGCCACGACAACGUGCUGAAUGGGAUCUGUGCUGAGGGCAACCUGGUGGUGGCCGCCUCUGGGGGCCUGUCACUGGAAGUCUGGAGGCUCCAGGCCUGAGCAGGCAGACAUGGAUAUGGAUGUGGAUCUGCUGGCUGGCAGGCUGGAUCAAGGCCUCUGUUCUCGGGGGGGCCCUCCCCUUUUCUGGUGCUGCCCUGGGCUCAGGCCUGGGGCACAAGGACUCCAGGCCACUGUUGGGCAGGGUCCCUGGUCUGUGCUCCAUGUUCCAGGCCACCCUCAGGUCCUGUUUACAAUUGGACGCCUGCUUUCCCUUGAGAGCGAAGGGGAAAUAAACCUGAUGUACUGGU
Messenger RNA from Myotis myotis, 3363 nucleotides. RefSeq names its product F-box and WD repeat domain containing 9 (gene FBXW9). Bases 1742 to 3115 code for a protein of 457 amino acids. Gene Ontology annotation, cellular component: preribosome, large subunit precursor. Lineage: Eukaryota; Metazoa; Chordata; Mammalia; Chiroptera; Vespertilionidae. The record is from RefSeq and is a predicted model, not a curated record. Gene Ontology annotation, molecular function: protein binding. The transcript is spliced from 10 exons.